Molecule: messenger RNA, 7147 nt
Organism: Mastomys coucha (southern multimammate mouse)
Lineage: Eukaryota; Metazoa; Chordata; Mammalia; Rodentia; Muridae
Gene: Kif13a
Product: kinesin family member 13A
Exons: 41
Coding region: 113-5623 (1836 amino acids)
Biological process (GO): regulation of protein localization; microtubule-based movement
Cellular component (GO): adherens junction
Molecular function (GO): cell adhesion molecule binding; ATP binding; microtubule motor activity
Source: RefSeq, a predicted model, not a curated record
UCUCGGCGGAGCGGCGGCGGCCGCGCUCGGGGGGCGCGCGGCUGCGGCUGCGGCGGCGGCGGCGGCGCGGCGCUUGAAGGGGCCGCGUCGGGCGGAGCAGCGCGCCGCCAACAUGUCGGAUACGAAGGUAAAAGUUGCCGUCCGGGUCCGGCCCAUGAACCGAAGAGAGCUGGAACUGAACACCAAGUGCGUGGUGGAGAUGGAAGGGAACCAGACGGUCCUGCACCCUCCUCCUUCCAACACCAAGCAGGGAGAAAGAAAGCCUCCCAAGGUGUUUGCCUUUGAUUAUUGCUUUUGGUCCAUGGAUGAAUCAAACACAACAAAAUACGCUGGUCAAGAAGUCGUUUUCAAGUGCCUCGGGGAAGGGAUUCUUGAGAAAGCCUUUCAGGGAUACAAUGCUUGUAUCUUUGCAUAUGGCCAGACAGGGUCUGGAAAGUCCUUUUCCAUGAUGGGCCAUGCAGAGCAGCUAGGCCUUAUCCCAAGGCUCUGUUGUGCUCUGUUUCAAAGAAUCUCCCUGGAGCAAAACGAGUCACAAACAUUUAAAGUCGAAGUAUCAUAUAUGGAAAUCUAUAAUGAGAAGGUCCGGGACCUAUUGGACCCCAAAGGGAGCAGGCAGUCACUUAAAGUCCGAGAGCAUAAGGUCCUGGGGCCAUAUGUUGAUGGCCUGUCUCAACUGGCUGUCACCAGCUUUGAGGACAUUGAGUCACUGAUGUCUGAGGGAAAUAAGUCGAGAACAGUAGCAGCAACCAACAUGAAUGAGGAAAGCAGCCGAUCCCAUGCAGUGUUCAACAUCAUCAUCACUCAGACGCUGUAUGACCUACAGUCUGGGAACUCUGGGGAGAAAGUCAGCAAGGUGAGCCUGGUAGACCUGGCGGGGAGCGAGAGAGUGUCAAAGACUGGAGCUGCAGGGGAGCGGCUGAAAGAAGGCAGCAACAUUAACAAAUCCCUGACAACCUUGGGAUUGGUUAUAUCGUCACUGGCUGACCAGGCCGCUGGGAAAGGCAAAAACAAAUUCGUGCCUUAUCGAGAUUCGGUCCUCACUUGGCUGCUUAAGGACAACUUAGGAGGGAACAGCCAGACCUCUAUGAUAGCGACCAUCAGCCCAGCAGCAGACAACUAUGAGGAGACACUGUCCACGCUAAGAUACGCAGAUCGAGCCAAGAGGAUUGUGAACCACGCUGUCGUGAAUGAGGACCCCAAUGCCAAGGUCAUCCGAGAGCUUCGAGAGGAAGUGGAGAAACUGAGAGAGCAGCUCUCGCAGGCUGAGGCCAUGAAGGCUCCUGAGCUGAAGGAGAAGCUCGAAGAAUCUGAGAAACUGAUAAAGGAGCUGACAGUGACAUGGGAAGAGAAGCUGAGGAAAACGGAAGAGAUUGCACAGGAGAGACAGCGGCAGCUGGAGAGCAUGGGGAUCUCCCUGGAGACCUCUGGCAUCAAGGUGGGGGAUGACAAGUGCUACCUCGUCAACCUGAAUGCAGACCCUGCCCUCAACGAGCUUCUGGUUUACUAUUUAAAGGAUCACACCCGGGUGGGUGCAGAUACCUCUCAGGACAUCCAGCUCUUCGGAAUAGGGAUUCAGCCGGAGCACUGUGAGAUCGACAUCGCAGCGGAUGGAGACAUCACUCUCACGCCCAAAGAAAACGCAAGGUCCUGUGUAAAUGGCACCCUUGUCUGCAGUACUACCCAGCUGUGGCAUGGCGACAGGAUCUUAUGGGGAAACAACCACUUUUUUAGAAUUAACUUGCCUAAAAGGAAGCGGCGGGACUGGCUGAAAGACUUUGAGAGAGAACCCAGUACUGCAGAGCACGACGUAGACGCUGCGAGCGAGGCCUCGUCAGAGCCAGACUACAACUAUGAGUUCGCACAGAUGGAGGUCAUCAUGAAAACACUGAACAGCAAUGGUGGCUUCCCAAUCGUAAGCCUGUCAGCCUGGUGGUCUUCCCCGUGGUGGUCCUACCUGAAGAUCCUCUUCCCCCUCCUGUGGUUUCAGACGAAGCUGGUCCACCAACACUGGGAGAGAGAUCCAGUUCAAAAUGUGGUUCAGGUCCUGGAGAAGCAGUACCUGGAAGAGAAGAGGACCGCCCUGGAGGAGCAGCGGCUCAUGUACGAGCGUGAGCUGGAGCAGCUUCGCCAGCAGCUCUCUCCCGAGAGACAGCCGCCCAGCAGCGCCUCCGACCGCCUGGCUUACAGCAGCCAGACAGCCCAGCAGAAGGUGACCCAGUGGGCAGAGGAGAGGGAUGAACUCUUUAGGCAAAGCUUGGCCAAGCUUCGAGAGCAGCUGGUAAAAGCCAACACUUUGGUGAGGGAAGCCAACUUCCUGGCUGAGGAGAUGAGCAAGCUCACUGACUACCAAGUGACGCUGCAGAUCCCUGCAGCCAACCUCAGUGCCAACAAGAAGAGAGGAGCAAUUGUCAGUGAGCCAGCCAUCCAAGCCAGGCGGAGAGGAAAGAGCACCCAGGUCUGGACCAUUGAGAAGCUGGAGAAUAAGCUAAUUGAUAUGAGAGACCUUUACCAAGAAUGGAAAGAAAAUGUCCCUGAGGCCAAGAGGCUCUAUGGGAAGCGAGGUGACCCUUUUUAUGAAGCUCAGGAGAAUCACAACCUCAUUGGUGUAGCUAAUGUGUUUUUGGAAUGUCUCUUCUGUGAUGUGAAGCUUCAAUAUGCAGUACCCAUUAUCAGCCAGCAGGGGGAGGUUGCCGGGCGUCUCCACGUGGAGGUGAUGCGUGUUACAGGAACUGUUCCAGAGCGUGUGUCGGAAGAUGACUCUUCAGAGAACUCUAGUGAGAGUGGGAGUCUUGAAGUGGUGGACAGCAGUGGGGAAGUCAUUCACCGGGUCAAAAAGCUGACAUGCCGGGUGAUAAUUAAAGAGGCAACCGGGCUACCCAUAAGCCUCUCAAAUUUCGUCUUCUGUCAGUACACGUUCUGGGACCAGUGUGAGUCUACAGUGGCUGCUCCGGUAGUGGAUCCAGAUGUGCCUUCCCCACAGUCCAAGGAUGCCCAGUACACGGUGACCUUCUCUCACUGUAAGGACUACGUGGUGACUGUCACAGAAGAGUUCCUGGAGUUCAUUUCUGAUGGCGCGCUGGCGAUUGAAGUGUGGGGCCACAGGUGUGCUGGGAACGGAAGCCCCAUCUGGGAGGUCGAUUCGCUCCAUGCGAAGACAAGGACAUUGCAUGACAGGUGGAAUGAGGUGACCCGGAGAAUAGAGAUGUGGAUCUCCAUACUGGAGCUGAAUGAGCUAGGGGAUUAUGCUGCAGUGGAACUUCACCAGGCAAAAGAUGUCAACACUGGCGGUGUCUUCCAACUCAGACAGGGUCACUCCCGUAGAGUGCAGGUCACAGUCAAACCUGUACAGCAUUCAGGGACACUGCCACUCAUGGUUGAAGCCAUCCUAUCCGUAUCCAUUGGCUGCGUGACUGCCAGGUCCACCAAGCUGCAAAGAGGGCUGGACAGUUACCAGAGAGAUGAGGAGGAUGGCGGUGAUAUGGAUAGUUAUCAGGAGGAAGACUUGAAUUGUGUAAGAGAGAGAUGGUCAGAUGCGCUUAUUAAACGACGGGAAUACUUAGACGAACAGAUUAAAAAAGUCAGCAAUAAAAAAGAGAAAACAGAAGACGACAUGGAGCGGGAAGCCAGGCUGGUGGAGCAGUGGGUGGGGCUGACGGAGGAGAGGAAUGCUGUGCUGGUGCCCUCCCCCGGCAGCGGGAUCCCCGGGGCACCUGCCGACUGGGUCCCACCUCCUGGAAUGGAAACACACAUCCCUGUUCUCUUCCUGGAUCUGAACGCGGAUGACCUCAGUGCCAACGAGCAACUGGUGGGCCCUCAUGCGUCGGGUGUGAACUCCAUCCUGCCCAAGGAGCAUGGCAGUCAGUUUUUCUACCUGCCCAUCAUAAAGCACAGUGAUGAUGAGGUUUCAGCCACAGCCUCCUGGGACUCCUCGGUGCACGACUCUCUUCACCUGAACAGGGUCACACCACAGAAUGAAAGGAUCUACCUGAUUGUGAAGGCCACCGUUCAGCUCAGCCACCCAGCCGCCAUGGAGCUGGUGUUGCGGAAGCGGAUUGCAGCCAAUAUUUAUAACAAGCAGAGUUUCACCCAGAGUUUGAAGAGACGAAUAUCACUGAUCAAUAUAUGUUACUCCUGCGGCGUGACCUAUGAGAUAGUAUCCAAUAUUCCAAAGGCCACAGAGGAGAUUGAGGACCGGGAAACCCUGGCCCUCCUGGCAGCUCGGAGUGAGAAUGAGGCCACUUUGGAUGGGGAGUCAUACAUCGAGAAGUACACUCGGGGUGUGCUACAGGUCGAGAAUAUCCUGAGCCUGGAACGGCUCCGACAGGCAGUCACGGUGAAGGAAGCAUGUGCCACCAAAACGAGGCACAUUCGGAGAAGCCUUAGUACACCGAAUGUUCACAACGUCUCCUCUAGCCGGCCAGAUCUCUCUGGCUUCGAUGAAGACGAUAAGGGCUGGACUGAGACCCAGUUAGACAUGUCUGACUACAGCUCCAGCUACCAAGAUGUCGCAUGCUAUGGGACUUUACCCAGGGACUCGCCUCGCAGGAGCAAGGAAGGUUGUCCAUCAGAGAAUCCUCAUGCCUUAACAGUCAGCCCUUUUAAAGCAUUCUCUCCUCAGCCACCAAAGUUCUUCAAACCCUUAAUGCCUGUAAAAGAGGAGCAUAAGAAAAGGAUGGCCCUGGAAGCAAGACCUCUCCUGAGCCAAGAGAGCAUGCCUCCAUCCCAGGCACAUAACCCUGGCUGCAUUGUGCCCCCAGGAAGCAAUGGCAGCUGCAUGCCAGUAGAACACAGUAGCAAAUCCGAGAAGAAGAUUGACUCGGAAGAGGAGGAAAAUGAGCUGGAAGCUCUGAGCAGGAAGCUGAUGCAUGCCCAGCCUUAUGUGCCCGUGGAGUUUGCUGACUUCAGUGUUUACAACGCCAGCUUGGAGAACAGGGAAUGGUCGUCUUCUAAAGUGGACCUGACAGACUCAAGAGCCUUGGAGAAAGCAGUGUCUCGUAGCCCUACUACCAGCAGCCUCACCAGUGGCUACUUCUCCCACAGUGCCUCCAACGCCACUCUGUCUGACAUGGCAGUCCCUUCCAGUGACAGCUCAGACCAGCUAGCCGUCUCAACGACAAAGGAGGCAGAGUGCAGUGAGCCCCCGGGACCAUCACUUGCACCUGAUGUCAGACCAGCUUCGAAUCAAGAGCUUACAGAAGUAGAAAAAGGCUUAGGGAAGGCUAAGACAAUCACCGUGUCACUCGAGGAAAACAGUGCCUUACCCAGGGGGAUCCCAUCACCCCAGCGCAUCCCUGAGGAAAAUCCCAGAAUGCCGUGCAGGACUGCUUCAUGUUCAGAACAUCCAGCCGGCCCUAGCAAAGAUGGCCACCAAGCUAGAGAAUUCUGCCCAGGAGAGGUGACGAUAGAACACACUACAAACAUUUUGGAGGAUCAUUCCUUCACAGAGUUCAUGGGUGUGUCUGACGGCAAAGACUUCGAUGGGUUAGCAGAUUGCUCUGUAGGAGAGCCCUCUGGUAGGAGGGAUCUAACGAAUGAAACACACCACAAAGGCAUCCCGGAAGGACCCCCGGACGCUGACCCGCUGCAUUCCAAGAUAGAGAACGACCAGGAAGCCACUCGGUAAGAGACAGCCGUGCCUCUCCAGUUCAUCCGUCUCACCCUGGGACAGUCCGUGCUGUGCUCCAACUUCAGACAGCUGUGACCCAGCUCGACCUCAGACCAGCAUGGGGGAGCCCUGCACUUCCCCUCCCCAGUGGGAAAAGCAGCACUUUGUCCCAAGGCGAAUCACAGCCUCUGCUCUUUCCAGAAAGGAAGAGUGUGAAAAAGGCUUACCUACGUGGCAGUAUUUUCGUUAGCACUUCCUACAUGCCCCCACUGUGCAGAGACCUCCGCAGACUCAAACUUUAUUCUCGUACAUUUUUAAUCAGUUCUUCCUGCAGACUCUGGAGUCAGUGCUCUGAUCUCUUUUUUUAUAAAUAAUAUAUAUAUUAUGUAUAUGAAUUGUGUAUCUACGGUAUGUCUAUCCAGAGACAUAUCUGCACACUAAAAGGCAGAUAGAUGAUUUGUUGAAAAUCACAAGGUACUGGACUUUGUUACAAAGCGACCCGAAUGACUGCUUUGCCACCAGCAGAUGAAAAGCAUAUUUUAUAUUCUGUAAGGAUGUGGUUCUAAACCCCUCUUUAUAGAAAAGGUUGCAGGCACUGUUCUUCAUAACCAAAGAACUUCCAGGACACUGAACAUCUUUGCUGUCUACUCUUGUUUUGUGUGAGUAUAUAAUCUCACUCCAGUCUGGUGCCAUACUUCCCUUGCCUACCAAGCCACGUGCUGCCCUGGUCCCUGUCCCCUUUCCUAAGCACACUGAGAAAUCGCACAGCUGUAACCUUCGGUCUUCCACCUAGCCUGGUACCUACUGACUUGAUAUUGACAUGGCUGGGGCUCCUACUCUAGUCCAGCAUUUCUCACAUCCCGUCCACCUAUCCAAACAGGUGGAGUGCACAGGACAGUGUUACAACCAGCAACAGAACGAUGUACCGCAAGUUGGGGAAGAGUCUUGAUUUGCGACUUCUUUAUCAGUCUGUCUGUCUGUCUAUCUGAAGGUCGCUGGAUUCUCUUGUGGUGUGGGUUCACCAUUUUGCUUGAGUCUGGAGAAUGCUGAGGAGGAGGACUGAGCUAUCACGGCUGUGGGUUUGCACAGUCACCUGGUCUGAGGGGAUUAAACGUUGGGCUGCUUUGUUGUCUUUUCUUUCUUCCUCAUUUUCAAAGUAUCCUGAGAGGAGAGGCAUUGUAGGAUCGUGGUGUGGAAAAUUUUACGGAUAUAUUUUAUGUACUUGCUCUGUACAUACAUACAAAUGUAGAUGCCUGUACAAUGAACCUCUAUGUACAGCUACACGUGUGUUGUGAGAAAGUGAGAGAGCAUGUGUGCAGCCUGCUGUACUUUUUUUUUUUUUAAUUCUUAGCAUUGGUGAGGGAGAGAUGGGAGAUUCUAUUGACAAGCUGCUGUUCUGUGUGUAUAGUGAGCUGACGGUAGUAUUUUACUAUCAUCUGUUUAAAACAAAAACUGUAAUUUAUAUUCCCUUUCAACUUUAUUGUAUUUAAUUGGUACAGAUUUGUGUGGUGUUUUAGAAUACAAACUGUCUAAUUCAGAGUU